AUGGAGGAGGAACUUUCAGGACUGAUGGGGACCUCGUCUGAUCGCUCUGUCAGCAGUGGCUGGCUGGUCAGUGAACAUUGGCCCCUGGGCCGGAGAGAACUCAAACUGCACAAUCUGUGUUCAUCGCCCUUGUUCAUCCUGAAAGACGGCGCCUCCGACAGUCCUGCAGUGAAAAAGAGGAAGAAGAGAGAAAACUUCAAGGAUCUGUACAGUGUGGGCAAUAAACUGGGCAGCGGCAGCUUCGGAACUGUUUACUCGGCUGUGAGGAUCUCCGAUGGAGCUCCGGUGGCGGUAAAACACGUGCCCAGGAAGAAAGUGGCGGAUUGGGGUCGUUUGCAAAAUGACCGCCGUGUGCCCCUGGAGAUCAUCCUGAUGAGGAAGGUGUCUUUGCCGGAGCACCGAGAUGUGAUUCGCCUGCUGGACUGGUUCUCCAGGCCGGACAACUUCCUGCUGGUGAUGGAGCGCCCGCCCAGAGCCAAGGAUCUCUUCGACCUCAUCGUCGAGCAGAGCUGGCUGUGCGAGGAGAGCUCCUGCUUCUUCUUCCGCCAGGCGGUGGAGGCACUGCGGCACUGCCAUGCCUGUGGGGUCGCGCACCGGGACGUCAAGAGCGAGAACCUUCUGGUUGACCUGCGCACCGGCGAGCUCAAGCUCAUCGACUUCGGCUCGGCAGCCCUGCUGCGUGACACCGCCUACACCGAUGUCAGUGGCACCAGAUUGUUCAACCCACCAGAGUUCUUCAGCGAAGGGCGCUACCAUGCCCUCUCCGCUACCGCCUGGUCCCUCGGUGUCUUGCUCUACGUCAUGGUCUGUGGUGAUAUCCCCUUCAAGGAAGAUGUGGAAAUCCUGGCUGGAGAGAUCCAGCUGCGCUGCAGCAUCUCCAAGGAGUGCGAGGAGCUGAUACAAUGGUGCCUCUCCAUGCAACCCUCCGAACGGCCCACCCUCGACCAGAUACUGUGCCACCCGUGGGUGCAGAAUACGGCGCCUCCGACAGCUGUAGAGGGUGCCGCUGAUAUCAUGUUCGUGGUUCAACGUGAAACUCUCUUGUGA
Carcharodon carcharias (great white shark) is the source of this 1047-nucleotide messenger RNA. RefSeq names its product serine/threonine-protein kinase pim-1-like. The coding region runs from base 1 to 1047 and encodes 348 amino acids. Gene Ontology annotation, biological process: negative regulation of apoptotic process; protein autophosphorylation; regulation of mitotic cell cycle. NCBI's taxonomy places the organism in Eukaryota, Metazoa, Chordata, Chondrichthyes, Lamniformes, Lamnidae. The transcript is spliced from 8 exons. Gene Ontology annotation, cellular component: cytoplasm. Gene Ontology annotation, molecular function: ATP binding; protein serine/threonine kinase activity. The record is from RefSeq and is a predicted model, not a curated record.